Vigna radiata var. radiata (mung bean) is the source of this 1059-nucleotide messenger RNA. Its product is annotated as putative expansin-A17. The transcript is spliced from 3 exons. The record is from RefSeq and is a predicted model, not a curated record. Gene Ontology annotation, cellular component: extracellular region. Gene Ontology annotation, biological process: plant-type cell wall organization. NCBI's taxonomy places the organism in Eukaryota, Viridiplantae, Streptophyta, Magnoliopsida, Fabales, Fabaceae. Bases 172 to 936 code for a protein of 254 amino acids.
AACUAGUUUUUGGGUCAACACCACUUUUUCUUUUUUUUUUUGAUAAAACGAAUUUUUUUUUAUGGGCAAAAACGUCUGAACCAGCAAUUAUAAAUACAUCAUAAGAGUUUGUCACGUUAAGCAGAAAAUUAAGAAAAUCCUAGUUCAGAAUCAUACUGAGAGAUCGAGAAGAUGGAAAAAGUAGUUUUGAGUGGUGUAAUACUACUUGUGGUGUUAUUCACGACAGAACUUAGAGUAGCAUCCGCAGGUUGGUUGAAAGCUCAUGCAACUUUUUAUGGUGGAAGUGAUGCCUCAGGAACAAUGGGUGGUGCAUGUGGGUAUGGAAAUCUCAACACAGAUGGUUAUGGAAUAAAAACAGCUGCUUUGAGUACUGCUUUGUUUAAUGAUGGAAAGUCAUGUGGUGGUUGCUAUCAGAUAGUUUGUGAUGCAAGCCAAGUGCCCCAAUGGUGCCUAAGGGGCACUUCCAUUACGAUCACUGCUACAAAUUUCUGCCCUCCAAACUAUGCACUACCUAGUGACAAUGGGGGUUGGUGUAAUCCUCCAAGACCACACUUUGACAUGUCUCAACCUGCAUUUGAGAUGAUCGCCAAAUACAAGGCUGGAAUUGUCCCAAUUUUAUACAGAAAAGUUGGGUGCAAAAGAAGUGGAGGCAUCAGAUUUACCAUCAAUGGGAAGGACUAUUUCGAACUGGUGCUUAUAAGCAACGUCGGAGGAGCAGGCGAUAUUUCUCUAGUUUGGAUCAAAGGGUCAAAAAUGAGUAACUGGGAAUCUAUGUCAAGGAAUUGGGGUGCUAACUGGCAAAGCUUAAGCUACCUCAACGGUCAGAGCUUGUCCUUCAGAAUCCAACUCAGCAAUGGAAAACUUCUCACAGCUUUUAACGUGGCACCGUCCAAUUGGAGAUUUGGCCAGUCUUUCAUCAGCAAGGUGCAGUCAUGAAUGGAAGAAUACAUACAAAUUUUACGCACCAUUCUUCCACUUCGUCUUUUUUUAUAAUAAUAUCUUGUUUCUGAUUUCUUUAUCCAAGGACUGUAUGUUAAACUUGUAUGCUUUCCAAGGGAU